AGACUGAGUACAUGGCCUUACACCAUGGGGCCAAGGAAGUGGUGUGGCUGAGGCGCUUGCUGGAGGAGUUGGGAGUUGGUCAGGAGGAGCCGACAGUUGUGUUAUGUGACAAUGAGUCUGCUGUGAAGCUCGCCAAGAAUGCUUGUCUGCAUGGGCUGACAAAACACGUAAGGCCUAAGUGGCACUGGGUGAGGAGACUCCUUGAUAAGGAGGUGCGGCUGGAGAUAGUGAAGACCCAUCAGCAAGCAGCAGAUAUUUUCACUAAGCGUCUGGCGGAGGCGGAUCAUUGGAAGGGCACGAAGCUUGCUAGGAUGAGUGUGCAUUGAGUAUGCAUGCUUGAGAUGUUGAUCUAACUGCUGCCCCUCUCGUUUUGACUAGGUCAUUCAUGGCUGCCUAGCCAAAUUACCAGGAUAUCUCCUCACACUGAUUUCGUCAUAAUCGGCGGCUCAGAUCUUGGUUAUGAACGUGCUUUACCAUUCUGGAAAGUAGAGAUUAAGACCUUUCCAACGCGUAUAAGCUCAUUUCUAGAAGUUACCUGAGCUGUACGCAAUGUUCCGUUAAGAUCGUCAGACUUAAUCUCUAAUUAAUUCUCUCCAGAUUUGCACGAUUUCCAUCAGUGGUAUCAGAGCCACGGUUAGAGGACGUUCUUUCCUCCAUUGGAAGAGAUCUAGAGAGGCUUGAAGUGCUCCAGAUCUAGGGUUUGACAUGGCCCAAAAGUUGGAUGGCCCUCCUAGGUUUACCGGCUCGGACUUUUCGCUAUGGAGGUUCCAGUUCACACUAUGGCUAGGUAUUAAGGACCUAGAAAGUGUGUUGGAUGGAUCGGAGAAGCGACCACGAGCUGACUCUGGGGAGGCGUAUACUGGAGCAACCAGCCAAGUGGGAUCCGGGGCUGGGGGAGCAUCGUUGAGUGGGGGGAAUGAAGGAGGAACCGCUGCAACUCGAACCGGAAGGUCGCAACCAAGUAGCGAGGAGUUGCUCAAAGCUCAAGAAGCAUGGGAUCGGAAGGAUCGCCAGGCAUUUCAGUACCUGUGUUGGGCUUUGGAGGGGCAACUUGAGCUUCUUAAGAUGCUGAUUGACCUGAAGGGGAAGGAAGGUGCAGCGGCUGCAGCUUGGAAAAGAGUACAAGAUAGGCACUUGCAGAAAGGGCUACUAAGCGUGCUUACUUGGCGGAAGCGGUUUUACACCAUGGAGCGGAACUAUGGGGAGGGGGAGACCAUGGUUCAGUAUCUCCAGAGGGUGGAUGAGAAUGUGCGGGCUUUGGAGGAGCUGGAUUACACAGUAGAUGAGAAGGAGAUCAUCUAUACUGCGCUCCAAGGGUUGGAUCAAGCGGCUAAUGAGGCAUUACUACAGUACCUUCACCUCGAGCAACAGAAAUGGACCAAGGUGUGGAUUUGGGAGGUUCUAAUUUCUGAUGAGGCUCGCAAGGUUGAUGCUGGAAGAGGUCUAGAAGGAGGCAUGGGUGCAGCAGAUAAAGCUUCCUUCAGGAAAGGCUAUCAACAGCAAGGAGGUGGGGGGAAGAAGAAAGAGUUGGACAAAUGCCUUGUGCCCGGAUGCAACAAAAAACACUCUUGGAAGAGUUGCUGGAGUAGGCCUGAGGGAUGGAAGCCUCACGGCUACUCAGGAGAGGCCCCACCAGUGACCAAACCUGAUUGGGUGGAGAAAAGGAUGAAGAAGGGGCUCUGGAAUAAGAAGGGCAGCAAGGGAGCAACGGCCGCAGCUGCUAAGGAUGAGAAGGGGAAGGGCCAAGACGACUCCUCCGAUGAUGGUUUCUCGUUUCUCAUGCUAGGGUAGGAUGCAGCUCUCGCUGGUCGUGCAUUGGCUGAUCCCAACUUCCUGGUUCUAGACUCUGGAGCAACAUCUCGGAUGCUUCCUCGCCGUGAUCUCUUCACCUCCUACCAUCCUCUCCCACCAAAUUCGAGGAACGUGAUUGUUGGGAGCGGGGAUUUGCUGCAAGCAAUUGGCAUCGGCACGAUCACCAUUAAGGGGAAGGAGGGGGAGCUAGUGGGUGUGAAGGGGGUCCUUCACGUCCCUGGUUUGGCUGCAAACCUCCUUUCAUGCUCGCAGCUGGCUAAACAGGGAUACGUUUGCACUUUCACUGAGGGAGGGUGUACUGUUAGAAAGGGUGAAGCUGUGGUGAUGGAGGCAAAGUUGGACAAGGGUUUAUACCUUGUUCCAGCUUGUGUGCCUAAUUGUUACAAGGCACGUAUGGUUUUUCCUGAGGAAGCCGCUUGUAGCACUCGCUGGAGGCAGGUGGAAACGGUGUCACCUGAGUUGCUACACCUUCGCAUGGGGCACGCGGGGAAGCAGCAACUGCUGGAGUGUGUGAAGAAGGGGGAGCUGAAGGGGGUGGAGGUCAAGGAAGGAGCUGGGCAGCAGAGCAAAUGUCCUGACUGCACAACUGGAAAGCUGCCUACAGUUGUCCAAUUAGAACGCUGAUUCAUAAUCUUCGCCACAUCCUGGCGGGUAAUCUCGCGAACAGAGGUAUCCACCGGGAGGGUUUCUGCUUCGACAGUCGCAGCUGCCUUCUUUGCAUCCAGAUCCUCCUUUCUCUGCUUCAACACUGUUUCAUCCAUAUUAGUAUCCAAGUAGAACAUCGAAAUCGAAUUCUGAUACUCCAGAAUCACACGACUCUUGAAAAAAUCCAAGUUGUCGAAAAGCUUAGGAUGCUUGAUUCUGAGGUCCGUCUUCUUGUUAAGAUUGAUAAAAUGGUCGAGGUUGUUAUGCAAUGACUGAAGAACAGCAGUAGCCUUGCCAUAAGCUUGGUCAACAGCCUUUUUCUUCAUCGUAAUCAGAAUUUCU
Molecule: messenger RNA, 2799 nt
Organism: Closterium sp. NIES-67
Lineage: Eukaryota; Viridiplantae; Streptophyta; Zygnematophyceae; Desmidiales; Closteriaceae
Source: the annotation of a GenBank genome assembly